Messenger RNA from Danio rerio (zebrafish), 2489 nucleotides. The record is from RefSeq and is a predicted model, not a curated record. Lineage: Eukaryota; Metazoa; Chordata; Actinopteri; Cypriniformes; Danionidae.
CUUCACAAAAAUCCUCUAAUUUAAUUUAAUUUAGCGUAGCGUCGGAUGGAGGGGAAUUUGUGAUUGCUUAGCACAGCGGAAUGGAAGUUAAUACUUGUGAUGGGAGUUUGCUGCAAAGGCGAGGAUAACUAUUCAGUUCUGCUGAAAAUACGUUGUGCUAUAUUUGUUGUUGUUUUUUUUCUCUCAUUGAUAUAAAUUGCUCUCGAUGGUUCAUGUAAAUAAAAUAUCUCCGCCGUGAUUUGGACUAUAUUUGCUCUUUCUUUAUUUCUUAAUAACAAUCAUAAUAAUUAUCUCAGUAGCAGCAGUAGUGCAGACCCUGGUGUCUUGUGCUUACCUGCGGUGAAACGGGCGUAGAUUGUUGGGACUAAAAGGCUUUUAAUAGCGAUUGCACGGACGUAGUAAUAAUAAUAUAGUCAAAUAACAGACUCCGUGGCAAAUGAUAGACAAGUGAGGGAGGAAAAAACGCUGUGAGCUCGUGGAGCAGUUUGCAGUGUGUUUCACGCACUCCCUCCCAGGCACGGAGAGAUGACAUCGCCGUCAGAUACGUCACGACGGAUCAAACAGCUACCGUUUGAUGCAACUCGGAUGCUUGGAAUCUGUGGCCAACUCGUCUGUCGCUUACUCUUCAUCGUCUCCGCUUACAUACCCAGCUACCGGAACCGAAUUUGCCUCCCCGUAUUUUCCCACGAACCACCAGUACACGCCCUUACACCACCAGUCGUUCCACUACGAGUUCCAGCACAGCCACCCGGCCGUGAACCCGGACGCGUACUCGUUAAACUCUCUGCAUCACUCGCAGCAGUAUUACCAGCAGCUCCAUCACGGCGAACCGGCGGACUUCAUCAACCUUCACAACGCCCGGGCGCUCAAGUCUUCGUGCCUGGACGAGCAGCGAAGGGAACUGGGCUGCCUGGACGCGUACCGCAGGCAUGACCUGUCAAUCAUGAGCCACGGCUCUCAGUACGGCAUGCACCCCGAGCAAAGACUGCUGCCCGGGGCGGGUCUGGGGCUGCCGCCACCGGGGGCCGAUGACCUACAGGGAUCUGUAGACGCGCAAUGCGGACUCGUGUUAAAUGGCCAAGGUGGUGUGAUCCGGAGAGGUGGCACAUGUGUAGUGAAUCCUACAGACCUGUUCUGCUCCGUACCAGGAAGACUUUCUCUUCUCAGCUCUACCUCAAAGUACAAAGUGACCAUCGCUGAAGUCAAACGGCGCCUGUCUCCUCCAGAGUGUCUCAACGCUUCUCUACUCGGUGGAAUAUUAAGAAGGGCCAAGUCAAAGAACGGUGGCCGGUGCCUCAGGGAGAAACUGGACAGACUGGGACUCAAUCUCCCAGCAGGCCGCAGGAAAGCAGCCAACGUCACACUCUUGACCUCUUUAGUGGAAGGAGAAGCGUUGCACCUGGCUAGAGACUUUGGUUACACCUGUGAGACUGAGUUUCCCACUAAAGCAGUCGGGGAGCAUCUGGCCCGCCAGCACACAGAACCAAAGGAACAGAACGCACGCAAGAAAAUGGUGCUGGCCACCAAGCAGAUCUGUAAAGAAUUUCAGGAUUUGUUAAGUCAGGAUCGAUCACCGCUCGGUUCCUCUAGACCAACACCAAUUCUGGACUUGGACAUUCAGAGACAUCUAACACACUUCAGUCUGAUCACGCAUGGAUUUGGUACGCCGGCGAUUUGUGCAGCUCUUAGCACCUUUCAAACGAUUCUCAGCGAAAUGCUCAAUUACUUGGAGAAACACUCAGCAAAUAAGAGCACAGGAACGCCGGACACCAAUCAGAUCAACUCCAACUCGGACAAAACACUGCGCAAAACCGAGGCACCGACAAAAGACGGUAAAAUCGAGAAGACGGAAUGACUCUGAAUGACACAGAAGUGGCCGCUGUCCUGACUGAGCCCUGAUGGGCGGGACUUGUUCAGGGUGUGGCUACUAGGGGCGGGGUUACUGGGUUUUUAUUCCAUAUGCAUUCAUUUCUACAACUGGCAUACCUUCCAACAACCUCAGCUUUCCCUGUAUGAGAGUCUGACUGUAUGUACAAACCACUCACCAUUCUCACUGCCCGCAAAAAAAAAAACGCAAACCAUUUCAUUAUUUUCUAAGUUAUUGAAGAAGUUAUUUUGCUUAAAGUUUGUCUGUAAUUAGUUUAAAUAACGAUUUUAAAAAUGCAAUAUCUUUUAUUAAAUAAAAAAAGACUCACAUUCCAUUUCUGGCGAGGCCUCGUUUGAGGUCAGUUUGAGACUGUAAAAAUAUUACAGGUAACUUUCCCUGUUAACUACUGUAUAAUGUGCAUGUUAAACUUUGUACACCAUCCGAAAAGGAAAUCCCCCACUGUUGUACCAGAACACAAAACUCUGACUGCAUUUGUAAAAAAAGUUAUAUAUAAAUAUAUAAAUUCAAUCUUUUCUUGUAGGCUUUGAACUACAUAUAUGAAAUAACCCUACAUGCAAACUACUGGUGUUCAAUAAAGCAUAUUGCUCAAAGUCUUAUAUUA